AGAGACGCCAUCAUGCCGGACAGAUCACAGAGAACAGGCGAAAGAACUGACAGAAAAAGGAUUUAUUCUACAGUUGUGGUGUCUAAAUCCUUUCAAAAAGCUCGAGAUAAAAGGGACUCUUCUAAAGAGAGGAGGGAAAGGCGUUAUAGGCAGAGAUCCCCAGAUGAUGUCCGUGAAUCUGACAGACCUGAGCAAAAAUUGCACAUGGACCGUGAUGAGAUUAGCAGGGAACGUCGAAGACAACGAUUAAGUGAAAGGCUAGGUCAUCGAGGCAGAAGGAGUGAUGACCAUGAGGAAAAUGAUCGCAAAGACAAUAACACCAGCAGAUGGAAGGAAAGAAAUCAGCGAUAUACUCAAGGAAGUAGAGGCCCUCCUGUCACUAACCCACAGAGACGUACUGUUUUCGACCGUCUGGACCCAGGCCCACCCAGAGAUAGAGGAUUUGUUAGAAAUUUACAAGGUGGAGGGCCUAGGGACCAGAGAACAGUUGAAGUUGAAGUUAAUCCGCAGGAUGUGCCUCGAGGAAAACGUUACUUUAUGCAUGAUGACCGGGAGCUACCUCGACGACAGAAGUUAGACAGAUCAAGAGCUCGUUCAAGAAGUCCAUUGUGGGUCCAUGAUAGGUUUGAUGACAAUGAAGAAGCUCAGGAUCAGGAUCAGGAAGAGAAAGCUGCUGAAGAUGAUAGCGAAACAACAAAUAGACAGGACAGAGAAAUAAUUCAGAGCCAAAAAUGAGACAGAGACAGGCAGCGGGAAGACACGCGUCACAACUAAUUCUGUAAACUUCGUUUGUAAAAAAAAAAUUUCACUGUUUUUUUUUUUUUUAUCUCCAUAUACAGUUCCAGUGUAUGAUUGUGAAUGUCGGGUUCUUCUACUUGGUAUAAAUUCAGGCUAAUUUCAUUUAAGUAUUUAUACAGUAUCUCCCAUCAAAAUAUUUGUGAAGUCUUACUCAGCCCUUGCUGACAAGUCUGAGUUUAACAGUACAUGCAUGUAGGUUAACAAAGUAGUAGGAAAACAGUCAGUGAAAUUUGUAGCCCUUUUUUAAAAAAAUUGCUACACAGUGCUUAGAACUUCACACGUCAAGAAAUAUCAUGUAACUUAUGGUUGCUAGUAAAGCAAAAGAGUAAGUGUAAGAAAAGCUGAGGAAGGAGUAUGAGUUUGGGGAAAAAAAUAUACUGUUACUUGAGCAGUUUACAUAGCUGUGAACUGGCAAAAUAUGCCUUGAACUAGGAAGUGAAAGCCACGUGGUUUGUCCAAUGUACGUAAAUGCCAAUAAAUUUUUAUCAUAAUAUGCUUACCAAAUGUUCUUUUAAGAGUUGAUUUGUAGGUUGAUUUACUGCCAUUUUAUUGUGAACCUUUUGUUAAAGUAAAUAAAGAAACUUGCUCCAAUAAUGGUCUAAAGGUCUAAACAUCAGCUGGCUUGAAUGGUGGUCUAGUGAUGAAGUUCAUAAUAAACAAACUUAUUACAGAGGAACCCUGUUAAUAUCCGGCCACCAAUGGGCCACAAAAAUCUGGCUGUAUUAACGGGGUGGCCUCAGUAAAGGGGUUCUAUAAAUAAGAACAUGACUGACUGAGCUUUUCUUUGGGCCAGAAUAAAGUGGUCAUAAUAACGAGGUGUUAAUUUAGUGGAUAAAUUCACUAAUGUACCCUAAAUCAAAGAAUAAACGCUGGGCUUUUUUUCAAAAGAA
This is a messenger RNA of Orbicella faveolata, 1688 nucleotides long. RefSeq lists its product as uncharacterized. Lineage: Eukaryota; Metazoa; Cnidaria; Anthozoa; Scleractinia; Merulinidae. The record is from RefSeq and is a predicted model, not a curated record.